Rhodofomes roseus is the source of this 1263-nucleotide messenger RNA. Its product is annotated as RlpA-like double-psi beta-barrel-protein domain-containing protein-containing protein. The transcript is spliced from 5 exons. Lineage: Eukaryota; Fungi; Basidiomycota; Agaricomycetes; Polyporales; Fomitopsidaceae. The record is from RefSeq and is a predicted model, not a curated record. The coding region runs from base 161 to 940 and encodes 259 amino acids.
UCCUCACGUUGGUGGUUCAGUCCCUGUCCCGACAAAGGCGUCCCGCCCGUCCGAGCACCCUCGUCCCUCCUUAUAACCGCCCCUCGCUAGUUCUGCUUGUUUUGAGGCCUGCUCGCCCGAUACCACACUCCAUCCCCACUCUUUCCACGUCCUUGUCGACAUGAUGUUCACCAAGACCGUUAUUGCCCUCGCUCUCGCGCUUUCAGCGUCCGCGAUCAGCGUCCCCCACGGCGCCCGCAGCGGCCACCACCGCGCACUCGCUCACCGCGCCCCCGUCGCCGAGUCCGAGCCCAUCUUCCCCGAGGUGAAGGUCAAGCCGAAGCGCAAGCGCAGCCUCAACAAGCGUUGCGCCCCUGCUAACAGCACCGUUUCGGCGAGCGCAACCACCUCCGACGUCCCGACCGACACGUCGAGCUGGGUCGCUCCCACCUCCAGCUGGGUUGCCCCCUCUAGCGACUCUUCCAGCUGGGUCGAUUCCUCCGCCUGGGUUGACCCCUCGACUUGGGCCUUGCCCACUUCGAGCUGGGUUGCGCCCACGUGGAGCUGGGUAGCCCCCACCACCACCGAUGAUCCUACGACCUGGUCUCCUCCCGCGCCCACUCCUACUUCGGGCAGCGGGCCGUCGUGGUUGUACGGCGAGCAGUGGGGUGAUGCCGGCCUUGGUGCUUGCGGUAUCACCAACAGUGAUAGCGACUACAUUAUCGCGGUCUCCGAGGAUUUGUUCGACAACUAUCCUGGCUAUGACGGUGUAAACCCCAACAACAACCCUGUCUGCAACAAGCAGAUUAUUGCUACUUAUGGGGGCAAGUCUAUCACCGUCACCGUCACUGACCGGUGCACCGGCUGCAAUGCGACGAGCAUUGACUUCACGCCUACUGCAUUCUCGCAGCUGGCCGACCAGUCUCUUGGCCGCAUUCACUUGACCUGGGUUUGGGCUUAAGCGUAUCGCACGGUCAACCCUGCGGUACAGAUACCAUAUUUCUAUUCUAUCUCAGUCAACGUUGCUGUCUCGUACAUAUCCGUUGGUCACUAUUUGCGUUGUUAUUGGCACCCCAGUACGUCUCUCACACCCGGGUGUUCCUUUCGGUUGUCUCUGCGUGCGGAGAGGCGGAAGGCUAGGAGGGACGUGCGUGUUGCAUUAUUAUCUAGCAUCAAGCAUGCCUGGUAUCAGUCGUUAGCUCUGGUUAUGCCCGCGCCUGUCAUAGUUACAUCCCUGGUUGAGAUGUUGAUGAAUGGAAUUGAAGUGCAGUUGUCCACAUGUAG